AUGGCUAGCCCUCACCACAUUCCCACCAUCGAGCUCAAUGACGGCUCCGUCAUGCCCGUUAUCGGGUAUGGCACUGGGACUGCUUGGUACAAGACCUCGGACAGCGGGAUCAACCGGGAGCUGGUCGAUGCAGCGAAGAACGCGGUGAACUUGGGUUAUCGCCAUCUGGAUGGAGCAGAAGUCUAUGGAACCGAGGAAGAACUGGGUCGCGCUAUUCAGGAAAGUGGACUGCCUCGCGACAAGCUGUUCGUGACCACCAAGGUUAUCACCAAUAUUGCCGAUAUCCCUUCGGCCAUUGACUCCAGCUUGAAGAAACUCGGUCUCGAUUAUGUCGACCUGUAUCUGAUCCAUGCCCCAUUCUUUGCCAAGACGGACAGUGAGCUUCAAGCUGCCUGGGCUGAAAUGGAGCAGGUCAAGGCCUCUGGAAAGGCUCGAUCUAUCGGCGUGUCCAACUUUGUGCAAAGUCAUCUGGAGACAAUCCUCAAGACUGCCCAGGUCGUGCCGUCCGUGAACCAGAUCGAGUACCACCCGUACCUCCAGCAUGGGAAGCUGCUGGAAUUCCACGAGAGGGAGGGUAUCAAGACAGUUACCUACUCCGGUCUGUCGCCAGUUAAUCGCGCGCGAGGCGGACCACUGGAUCCGCUUUUAGCGGACUUGGCCAAGAAGUACGCGGUUGAUGAAUCGGAGAUCCUGAUACGCUGGACUCUUGACCGAGGCUGCAUUCCUGUUACGACGAGCAGCAAGGAACUUCGUCUCGCCAGCUAUCUGCGUUCUUUGACGUUUAAAUUGACCCCUAGGGAGGUGGAGGAGAUCUCGACUCUCGGGGAGCAGAAGCAUUUCCGCGCAUACUGGGAGGAUGUUUAUGCCGCUGAUGACCGGACUUAG
This is a messenger RNA of Penicillium atrosanguineum, 885 nucleotides long. RefSeq names its product aldo/keto reductase. Gene Ontology annotation, cellular component: cytosol. NCBI's taxonomy places the organism in Eukaryota, Fungi, Ascomycota, Eurotiomycetes, Eurotiales, Aspergillaceae. The transcript is spliced from 3 exons. The record is from RefSeq and is a predicted model, not a curated record. Gene Ontology annotation, molecular function: aldose reductase (NADPH) activity; oxidoreductase activity, acting on NAD(P)H as acceptor. Bases 1 to 885 code for a protein of 294 amino acids.